Beta vulgaris subsp. vulgaris (sugar beet) is the source of this 530-nucleotide messenger RNA. Its product is annotated as NADH dehydrogenase [ubiquinone] 1 beta subcomplex subunit 3-B. Lineage: Eukaryota; Viridiplantae; Streptophyta; Magnoliopsida; Caryophyllales; Amaranthaceae. Gene Ontology annotation, cellular component: mitochondrion. The transcript is spliced from 2 exons. Bases 101 to 301 code for a protein of 66 amino acids. The record is from RefSeq and is a predicted model, not a curated record. Gene Ontology annotation, biological process: mitochondrial respiratory chain complex I assembly; electron transport chain.
GAAACCACACAGACACACCCACCCUUUUAGGCUUAACCAAAACAAAGAACCACACUCCCAAUCUGAACUUUCUCAAGAGAGAGAGAGAGAAAAAGUAAAAAUGGCGAAACCUUUGGGAUCAACGGGUGAGUUCUUCAGGAGAAGGGAUGAGUGGAGGAAGCACCCCACUCUCAGCAACCAGUUCCGCCACUCUGUUCCUGGCCUCGGUCUCGGUGUUGCCGCCUUCUGCGUUUACCUUGUUGGCGAAACCAUCUACAACAAAUUCUACUCUUCUCCACAUUCCUCUUCUUCUCACCAUUGAUUCCUAACAUCAAUUGGAUGGAAGCGUGGUAGAGGUGAAGCUGAAUUUUGUAUCCGUAAUCCUGAUUUGUGGUGUUCAAUAAGUUGUUGCCGGUGCAAUACUUGUGCCUUUUUCGACCCUUGUUUAACUACUUGCUGUUUGGGCGUUUAGUCUUUCUUUUUUCAGCAGCCAUGCUAGACUAUCUUGUUUACAAAUCCUUAUAUACUAUUAAUGUCUCCGUUUGAGGUCA